Molecule: messenger RNA, 1808 nt
Organism: Nylanderia fulva
Lineage: Eukaryota; Metazoa; Arthropoda; Insecta; Hymenoptera; Formicidae
Source: RefSeq, a predicted model, not a curated record
UCUCUUUGCGCAGUAUAAAGGGCUAGGAACGGCAGACGUGUAACGUGUGUGUGUAACAAGUGAGAGAGUAAUUUUUUGUUCUUUCGGCAACGUGUAGGACAUCUUAAAGUACAAAGACAUGGCAUAUGCAGUCGUAACAUUCAAUAACAAUGAAGUUUCCGAAGUACCAUCCAAUUGGCUUGAAACAAAUGACGAUGAACCAUCAUGUUGGUGGCCAACAAAUUAUAAAAACAUUAGUACGCUAAUAGCAAAAAAAUCUGAACCAGAUAAACAGUUGUGGGAUAAUUUGCCUGUGACCAUCGAAAAAUAUUGCACGUCUCUUGAAAAGGCUCGAAAGGUCGCGGAGGAUGCAAAUUAUAUAACUACUGAUGAUGACCAACUCGGAAAAGGGUACAGAAGAGUCAUACCAAAUAGACGAAUAUCGAGCUCCUCAUCCGAUGAUGUCGAAAAUGAAAAUCAAUCUAAAACUUCGAAGUGGAUAAAAAAGCCACGAGACCUGCGUCGAAACAUAUUAUCAGACCUGCCACCGAUUCCGAACAGCUUUGGCGAGAUAUCAAAAUCUGCAAAUUUUCAAAAUUCACACAACGUCGUAGAGGCAAGAGGAUCAAAAAAGCUCACAAAGUCACAUAUCAUAAACGAAGACCAACGUGACAUAGACGAGGAAGCAGAAAACGUGGAUGACCCAUACAUGACGAUUCCGAGUCCGGUUGCGAUGUCAGAAACUCUCAAAAAAGAAAAUUUUUCUGAAGUUUCAACGCUUACUAGAAAAGCCUUUGAUGGCAUGGAAGUGGUGGAUCGUAAUCAGGAAGAAUAUUCAAGAAUAAUUAUUCGGAUGCUCGCAUCGAUUCAAGUACAACUACGGGAGCUUCACCAGAAAGUCGAACACGGAAAACCUAUGUUUUCAGGAAAUGUUGGCCUCAUAGCGUCUCUUCUGCCAUUAAAAUCGAUCGCGGAGAUUGAAGUCUUUGAGAAAAAAAUCCAUGAAAAUCCGGAAAUAAAACAACAAUUUAAUACAUUUGUACAGAAAAUUGGAGGUCAUACAGCGCGUGAGGACACCCAAAGAAUUUGCACAAAGAUCUUCACAAAUUCCUGUGCAGAGUUAUGUUCAUGGAAAGGACGGAAGGGAAACUUUUGCAUUGAAGAUCUAUAUAUUAUAAAAAUAAUGAGAUGCUAUUUUACAUACAUAUCCGGCAACAAAAGAAAUUGAAUUCGAAGAGAUCGUCGCAGAAUGGUUCCGGUUUGCUAAACAACGACGAAUUCGAACAAUGGAAAAAGAGAAGAAAAGAGCAGAAAGAAGAAAGACAACGGAUGAGACAAGAGAGAAUGAAGCAAACUCUUAACAAGGUUAAAGAUAAUAUAAAGACACUUGCUACUGUCAUAUACCGUGAAAAAAUGCCUUUGUGUCUUUUGUCAAAAACUCUUUUUCAUAUUUUUCUUUUUUUUAUUCAUAUGAACGUUUAUUAUUAUAUAUAGUAUAUCUAGGUUAUUAUAUAAAGAAAUUCACUAUACAACGGAAUAAAAAAGUCUGCAAUUGCCAUCUUUAACGAGUGAUGCGUGACACUAUAUACAAAUAAUAAUAAUAUAGAAACAUACAUAUAAUGUAGCGUAAUAAAGAUGAGGUGGGAUGUAUUAAUUAUAUAUAUGUAAAACUGUGAUAGCGACAUUGCAAGAACCCACGUAUUAUUUUAUCACAGCCAUCAUCACUCGGUAUCUAGUCGAUUUUAGUAUCUAUUAGCAUCUAGUCGAUAGACAAUUUGCAGAAAAUGUAAAAGACAUAUAUUAAAUAGAUUGAUAAGAUAUAUAAGAUA